GUUUCUGCCUCGCUGAUCAUUACAGCUCAUUUCCCAGCUCUUCAGGAAAAGGGUUGUGAAUUGGGUCUUGGGUCUAGUUCCACAUAGCCUCCGAUGGGACGGGGAAGCAUUUACAAAAGGCGCAUGAAAGUUGGCACAUUGGCCUUGCUUAUAUACCUUGAUUACAAGGCUUUGCAGCAAAGAGACAAAUGGAUUAGCAAAUCUAAAAGUGCUGCUUUAUGGGAAAAUGCUCAUCAGAGGAAUGCUAAACGAGUUCUCAGGUUGAUAGUACAGUUGGAAGGUUUGUGGGUGAAACUUGGGCAGUAUCUGUCUACAAGGGCAGAUGUUCUUCCUGAAGCAUAUAUAUCUCUUCUCAAGCAAUUACAGGACUCUCUACCCCCUCGUCCUUUGGAAGAGGUUUCUCGAACUAUACAGGAAGAGUUGGGGAAAUCGAUGGAUGAGUUGUUCUUAGAUUUUGUCAAAGUCCCUUUGGCAACUGCAUCAAUAGCACAAGUCCAUCGCGCAACCCUGCUUGAUGGGCAGGAAGUAGUUGUUAAAGUUCAGCAUGAGGGCAUUAAGACAAUCAUAUUGGAGGACUUGAAGAAUGCAAAGUCAAUUGUUGACUGGAUAGCAUGGGCAGAGCCUCAGUACAAUUUCAACCCUAUGAUAGAUGAGUGGUGCAAAGAAUGCCCAAACGAACUUGACUUCAAUCAUGAAGCAGAGAAUACUCGAACAGUUUCUAAAAAUCUUGGCUGCAGAAGCAAACAUGAUGAUAACCCAAGUGCCAAUCAAGUGGAUGUUUUGAUACCAGAAGUUAUUCAGUCAACAGAAAAAGUCCUCAUUUCGGAGUUCAUGGAUGGCAUUCGUUUAAACGACAUAGAAUCAUUUGAAGCAUUUGGUGUCAACAAACAAAAGGUUGUUGAAGAAAUCACACGUGCGUAUGCCCACCAAAUAUACGUUGAUGGAUUUUUCAAUGGUGACCCUCAUCCUGGAAAUUUUCUUGUGAGCAAGGAACCUCCUCAUCGUCCUAUUUUGCUUGACUUUGGACUUACUAAGAAAUUAUCAAGCUCUCUGAAACAAGCAUUAGCAAAGAUGUUCUUGGCAUCUGCUGAGGGGGACCAUGUUGCUCUGUUGUCGGCUUUUGCAGAAAUGGGACUUAAGUUGCGCCUUGAUAUACCAGAGCAGGCAAUGGAGAUAACGACUGUAUUCUUCCGUAGUACUACGCCACCAAGCGAGUCUUCUGAAACGAUGAAAGAGUUGGUGGAUCAAAGAGAAAAAAACAUGAAGGUCAUACAGGACAAGAUGCAACUUAGCCGGAGAGAGGUCAAACGCUUUAAUCCUGUUGAUGCAUUUCCUGGUGAUAUUGUAAUUUUUGCACGAGUCCUCAAUCUUCUCAGAGGGCUUUCUUCCACAAUGAACGUCCGCGUUGUAUAUCUAGAUAUUAUGAGACCAUUUGCUGAAUCCGUUUUACAGGGAAGCAUUAAUAGGGGACCAAUGGUUAAUGAUCAGUGGAUCUAUGACACACCUGCCCUCUCUGAUGUGGAGGCGAAGCUGAGGCGACUCUUACUUGAGAUGGGGAAUGAUAAUAAAAUUCUUGGAGUUCAGGUAUGCGCCUACAAAGAUGGAGAGGUUAUUAUUGACACUGCAGCUGGAGUGCUAGGUAGAUAUGAUCCUCGUCCAGUUCAGCCUGACAGCCUUUUUCCAGUUUUUUCUGUGACAAAGGGUAUAACAGCUGGAAUGCUACAUUGGCUGGUUGACAACGGAAAAUUAAAGCUUGAAGAAACUGUUGCAAGUAUUUGGCCAGAAUUUGGAUCAAAUAGAAAGGAUCUCAUAAAGGUUCAUCAUGUGCUUAACCAUACAUCUGGAUUGCACAAUGCCUUGGCAGAUAUUGGCAAAGAAAACCCUUUACUUAUGGCUGACUGGGAGGAGUGUUUGAAUCGCAUUGCCAUUUCAGUACCUGAGACUGAACCUGGCCAGGAGCAGUUGUAUCACUAUCUAUCUUUUGGGUGGAUAUGUGGUGGAAUCAUUGAGCAUGCAUCUGGGAAAAAGUUUAAGGAGAUUCUGGAGGAAGCAUUCAUACACCCCUUACAAAUUGAAGGGGAGUUAUAUAUUGGAAUCCCUCCAGGUGUGGAAUCUCGACUGGCAACCCUAACCACUGAUACAGACAAUCUGAAGAAGGUUGCAGGGCUGAGCGGUCGUAAAGACCUACCUUCCACUUUCCAGGCGGACAACCUUGUGCAAAUUGUGAGCAUGGUGCCUCCUUUAUUUAACAUGCUGAACAUUCGUCGCGGCAUCAUACCUGCAGCUAAUGGACAUUGCUCAGCCCGUGCUCUUGCACGAUAUUAUGCAGCCUUAGUUGAUGGUGGUGUUGUUCCACCGCCUCAUUCUUCUCCCUCUAAACCAGCUCUGGGUAGCCACCCUCACAUUCCCAAAUUUCCUGCUGAAUCAUCAUCUAAAAAGCAAGGUAACAGAAGCAAGAAGCUUGCUGCUGCUUUGAAGUUGAGGACCAAGAAAUAUGAGCAGGCCCCUACUAGUGAUCCUGAUAUUGUUAUCCCCAGUAGUACCAAUAGGAGCAGUAACAUUACUAAUGUAACUGAUCCCGGUUCCAUUCCUCAAAAAGGUAAUGCCGGUAAGAUCUUCAGCAACCCCAGAAUCCAUGAUGCUUUCUUGGGUGCUGGCGAAUAUGCAAAUUUGGCCAAGCCAGAUGGUGGAUUUGGACUUGGGUUCAAGAGAUAUCAUUCAGAGGAGGGUUGCCUCAUUGGCUUUGGGCACUCAGGCAUGGGUGGAUCAACCGGUUUCUGUGACAUCAAAAAUAGGUUUGCUAUUUCUGUAACCUUGAAUAAAUUGUCAUUUGGUGCCGAGACUGGGAGAAUCAUCCACCUUGUUUGUUCAGAGUUAAACAUCCCGGUGCCACAGGAUUAUGUGAGACUUGCAGAGACGGCACUCGAGGGACAGUCGGAUUCUGUAAGACCUUUGAUAAACUGAGAGUGAAUUAUUUCACUUCAUUGUCAUUACAAUGUUACUUUCUACAGAUGAAUGAAUGUAUACGACUUAUAGUGAUUCUAAUUUACAGAUGAAGGUAGUAUACAUCUAUAUGCUAAAUAU
Molecule: messenger RNA, 3084 nt
Organism: Fragaria vesca subsp. vesca
Lineage: Eukaryota; Viridiplantae; Streptophyta; Magnoliopsida; Rosales; Rosaceae
Exons: 19
Coding region: 94-2964 (956 amino acids)
Cellular component (GO): endoplasmic reticulum; Golgi apparatus
Source: RefSeq, a predicted model, not a curated record